Aspergillus piperis CBS 112811 is the source of this 1158-nucleotide messenger RNA. RefSeq lists its product as uncharacterized. Gene Ontology annotation, biological process: secondary metabolic process. The record is from RefSeq and is a predicted model, not a curated record. Bases 57 to 1109 code for a protein of 350 amino acids. The transcript is spliced from 2 exons. NCBI's taxonomy places the organism in Eukaryota, Fungi, Ascomycota, Eurotiomycetes, Eurotiales, Aspergillaceae.
CCCUGCCUCAAAUUCAAUACUCAUGUUCAUAACAUUCAUUACGGUAUCUAUCUAACAUGGUCGGAUUAGACGACGUACGUGCCACGAACACUGCUCUAGUUCAGCGCCAGCCUUUGGUUGCUGUCUUCUUUGGUGGUACCUCAGGCAUUGGUCACUAUACCUUGCGUGCAUUGGCCACAGCGGAAGCCAAUGGUGGUAAGGGCUUUCGUGCAUAUAUUGUUGGCAGAAAUAUCAAAGCCGCCGAAGAGAUUAUUGCAGAAUGUCGUGGCAUAUGCCCCAAAGCCCAGAUCAGAUUCUUGCAGACUGAAGAUAUCUCGCUGAUUCAAAAUGUAAAUCGCGUCUGCGAAGAGAUUAUUCAGAUGGAAGAAAAGGAGCAACAAGACCCAAGGAUCGACUAUCUCAUGCUAAGUCAGGGAGGGCCUAUAUACCAGCCACGGAAAGACACGAAAGAAGGUAUCGACGUCACGAUGUCCUUGAUGUACUACUCUCGCAUGAGAGCGAUAACAAAGCUCCUUCCAUUGCUACUCAAAUCCACUCUCCCUGCAACAGUCGUUUCGGUUUUUGCCGCUGGUUACGAGCAAAAGCUAUUUCCCGACGACCUCUCUUUGCGCGAUCUAGAUAACUAUAACUAUUCUACGGCUCGCUCACAUAUGAUUUACAUGCAUGUGUGCUUCAUGGAAACCUUGGCAGAACAACAUCGUGGGAAGCUCAGUCUGAUACACAUCUUCCCUGGUCUCGUGUUGGGACCCGGGUUUGAGAAGCAUGACUUGCCUGCUUGGUUCAGAGUGCUGUGGCGUUACAUAUUUGUUCCCUUCUUCGCACCUUUCCUGACUGUUCCACCAUCCGAGAGUGGUGACAGGAUGCUGAGCCUGGCGUCGUCUCGUUAUCCGCCACGGGGGGCGACUUCUGCACAGAACAAAGAGGAGACUACUGUGGGAACAGAUGGUGAGCUUGGAAGCGGUGCUUACUCUCUUGGCAAGUACUGCGAUACCAACUACAACGCCAAGUCCUAUGAGAAGAUCAACAAGGACGAACUGAGGCAGAAGGUGUGGAAUCAUACUAUGAGCGCUUUCGAGACUAUCGAGGCAGGUGAAGUUUUUGCGAAAUGAGGGGGUCUUAUGGAUUACUUAGGGGAUGGAUCAUUUGUAAUGAAAUAUG